UUUUCAGAUGCUUCAAAUGUUAUGAACAGAGACUUGUUUGGAUUAUGUGUUUCUCAGCUAGACUAAAUAAAUGCUAACAAUGGAUAAGUGCAAACACAUUGGGCAGUUGCGGCUUGCUCAAGACCAUUCCAUCCUCAACCCUCAGAAAUGGCAUUGUGUGGACUGCAAUACAACUGAGUCUAUUUGGGCUUGCUUUAGCUGUUCCCAUGUGGCCUGUGGAAGAUAUAUUGAAGAACAUGCACUCAGGCACUUUCAAGAAAGCAGUCAUCCUGUUGCAUUGGAGGUGAACGAGAUGUAUGUUUUUUGUUACCUUUGUGAUGAUUAUGUUCUUAAUGAUAAUGCAAUUGGAGACCUGAAGUUACUACGAAGUACAUUAAGUGCAAUCAAAAGUCAAAAUGAUCACUGCACCACUCGUAGUGGAAGGGUUUUACGGUCUAUGGGUACAAGUGAUGAUUCUUAUUUCUUACAUGAUGGCACCCAAUCUCUGUUUCAAAAUGAAGAUCAAAUGUAUACUGCUCUUUGGCACAGGAGAAGGAUACUAAUGGGUAAAAUCUUUCGAAUUUGGUUUGAACAGUCACCCACUGGAAGAAAAAGGCAAGAACAAUUUCAGGAAAAAAUAGCAAAAAGAGAAGUGAAGAAAAGACGGCAAGAAUUAGAGUAUCAAGUUAAAGCAGAAUUGGAAAGUAUGCCUCCAAGAAAGAGUUUACGUUUGCAAGGUCUAGCUGAGUCCACCACAGUAGAAAUAGUUCCUGUUCAAGUACCACUGCAAGCCUCAGCAUCACCAGCAAAAGAUAAAGUAGUAUCUACCUCAGAAGAUGUAAGACUAAAAGAAGCCAGUGACUCCUCUGUUAAACGAAGGCCAAUAGUAACUCCUGGUGUAACAGGAUUGAGAAAUUUGGGAAAUACUUGCUAUAUGAAUUCUGUUCUUCAAGUGUUAAGUCAUUUACUUAUUUUUCGACAAUGUUUUUUAAAACUUGAUCUGAACCAAUGGCUAGCUGUGACAGCUAGUGAUAAAACAAGAUCAUCUUAUAAGCAUCCUCCAAUCACAGAUACAGUAUAUCAAAUGAAUGAAUGCCAAGAAAAAGAAACAUGCUCUGUUCGCUCCAGACAUCCAAGUUUAUCAUCAGGACUAAGCGGUGGAGCAUCAAAGAGUAGAAAGAUGGAACUUAUUCAGCCAAGGGAGCCAAGUUCACAAUACAUUUCUCUCUGUCAUGAAUUGCACACUUUGUUCCAAGUCAUGUGGUCUGGAAAGUGGGCCUUGGUCUCACCAUUUGCUAUGCUACACUCAGUAUGGAGACUAAUUCCUGCUUUUCGUGGUUAUGCCCAACAAGAUGCUCAGGAAUUUCUUUGUGAGCUUUUGGAUAAAAUACAACAUGAACUAGAGACAACUGGUACGAGGUUACCAGCUCUUAUCCCCACUUCUCAAAGGAAACUUAUCAAGCAGGUUCUGAAUGUUGUAAAUAACAUCUUUCAUGGACAACUUCUUAGUCAGGUUACAUGUCUUGCAUGUGACAACAAAUCAAACACCAUAGAACCUUUCUGGGACUUGUCACUGGAAUUUCCAGAAAGAUACCAAUGCAGUGGAAAAGACAUUGCUUCCCAGCCAUGUCUGGUUACUGAAAUGUUGGCCAAAUUCACAGAAACCGAAGCUUUAGAAGGAAAAAUCUACGUAUGUGACCAGUGUAAUUCAAAGCGUAGAAGGUUUUCCUCAAAACCAGUUGUACUCACAGAAGCCCAGAAACAGCUUAUGAUUUGCCACCUACCUCAGGUUCUCAGACUACAUCUCAAACGAUUCAGGUGGUCAGGACGUAACAACCGAGAGAAGAUUGGUGUUCAUGUUGGCUUUGAAGAAAUCUUAAACAUGGAGCCCUAUUGCUGCAGGGAAUCCCUGAAAUCCCUCAGACCAGAAUGUUUUAUCUAUGAUUUAUCUGCUGUAGUAAUGCACCACGGGAAAGGAUUUGGCUCAGGACACUACACUGCCUACUGUUAUAAUUCCGAAGGAGGGUUCUGGGUACACUGCAAUGAUUCCAAGCUAAGCAUGUGCACUAUGGAUGAAGUAUGCAACGCCCAAGCUUAUAUCUUGUUUUAUACCCAGCGAGUUACUGAGAAUGGACAUUCUAAACUCUUGCCUCCAGAACUCCUGUCUGGUAGCCAACAUCCCAAUGAAGCUGAUGCCUCUUCUAAUGAAAUCCUUAGCUGAUCCAAAGACAGUGGGGCUUUCUUCUUGUGAUUUGUAUAUAUACUUUUUAAAAGGGCUGACUUAAUUUUGAGCUUGUUUUUAUUUUUACUUACUAAUCAGUGCACACUAUGUUUACACAUUUUGUAUCUAACUACAACAAAUCUUUUUUACAGACGAAGUUAGCAUAAGUAUAUGUGUAAUGUCAGCAGGUAACUAAACUUUUUUCAAGUACUUGGGAGUUUUAAACUUUUAGUGUUUACCUCAGACUGGUGUUACCUCUUUUAUAUUUUGAUGUCUUAAUUGGCUCAGAUCAUGAAUUUGUGCAAUCUUCUACUGAAGAAGUUCAGGUGGCAUCAUUUUAUACAUUUAUUUAUCUUUUAUAGCUAUUUUCUAUACAAAUUCUUAUCAGAUGGAAUAUUAGACUUUCUUCACUAAUAGUCUUACCAAAAACAAAAAAAGGCAUUUCUUUCAGAUUUGUAUACUGAAGUCACCUUUGCCCCCUAAAAGGGAGUUAAACUACUACAAAGUGAAAUAUCAAGGUAUCACUUAAAUACUCAUUGAUCACACUCAUUAAUAUACCUGAGGCUUUGUGUGUUACAGGGCUCAAAACAGACAUUAUUUUGGUUAUUGGAACUUCCUCUUUUCAAAAAUUUAUUGUUUUAAUAAUUGUUUAUUUGGCAUAGUCAAACUGUAUACAAAUGAAGAUGACAGCUUUAUAAAUAGCAUGUUUAAAUGACUUCAGUACUAUGGACAUGAAAACAAUGAUGGCCGAGACUUAUAAUGAUUUGUCUGGCAGCAAAUAGGUUUGUCCAGAUUCUAAUAAAGCAGUCAUAAAAAAACUGAAUGUAGCAAACAGUAUAUUAUGAUGUAAUACAAGUACAGUUCAACCUGGAUAUGAGUGAGUUCAUUUUAUAUAUUUAACAUUAGAUCUCUUAAAGCUUUGUACUAUAUUGUAUCUUGAAAUUUUUAGUUUAAAGGGAUAAAAAUAAGUCUUGAGAAAAAAUUGCAUAGGACACAGAAGAUAUUGGCAUCUGGGCAAAAUAUUCAGUAUCUCAUUUUUCUAAAUAACUAAAGCCUGGAUUAAGUUACUCUUGCUAGGAUUAUGUGAAUACUAAGAGCCUCUUAGAUAUUCAAACACUGGGCCCUUUUUUAAAAUUAAAAAUUACACGUGCAUUUUAUUAAAAAUAUAGUAUGUAAUACUCUUUGCUCUUCCCUUAUUAGAUCUCUUUAAAGUCCUACAGCUGCUAAUUUAAUUUUAUUCAGAAAGAUGAGAAUCCACUAACCUCUAUAGAAGAGCUAUGUAAGAUCUUAGCUAAGUGUUAACCACUGGAAGAUCAUUUAUCUUUUUUCUCAAGUGGGUUUUGCUUGCAGGUUGAAAUCAUUUGAGGCAGCUGAUCAUGAAGUGCAAUGAGAAUUUAUCACUGAACAGACAAAUCAUUCAUGCCAAAACUACAGCUCGAGUAUUAAAUGGCUAAGGUUUUAAAUCAUUCAUCUAUUAAAUACCUAUGCAAGUGUUACCUCAACUGUUAACAUUAUUAUACCUCAUUAAAGAUUUACUGUGGUCAAGACACCCGAGUCUAGCGUUUCUUAAUGUCAAGGAUUACUUUAUACUUAAACUGCUACGCCUUUUAGUACCUAAUUUUAGUGGAACAGUUAAAAACAAUUCUGGAAGCUAUGUUGUUUACAAUGGUAUAGUUGCUUGUUUCAGUACUUACUUCAAUGUAAAUAUAUAUGAGAAAGUAGUAAGUGACUUAGCCCUUUACUUUUUAAAUCCUUAAAACUAAAACCUACAGGGGAGGCUCUGUGUCUGAAGUCAAGGAAGGGGGGUACAUGGGAACUCUGUACUUUAUGCUCAGUUUUGCUACGAACCUAAAACUGAUCUAAAAAAAUGACGGCUAUUAAAAUAACAAAACUAAAACCUAGUCAAUGAACAGAAACUUAGAUUUCUUACAGUACAUCUCAUUGUGGACUUAUACAUUCUGCUAAGUUGAUCUAACAAAAAACAACGUGUUUUGGUUGUAAAAUAAUUUACUAAAGGCACUAUUGUUAAACAUCAAGCUAAUAAUUUGUUACCAAUAAGGUACAUCAUUGUAAACAUGACAAAAUGAUUUCAAGAGAUACAUGGCUAGUAGGUGAACAAUACAAUUUUUAAGUAACAGCUUUCCUAUUUACAAGAUCAUAUCCCUUGCCAUUCCCGGGCAUGCAGUGAUGCCACUGCUCCCAACUUGGGAAGGGAGCUUCAAGCUUAUAAUUGGCUUGAGAUCACUACUGCUAAAGAGGUUUUACAAAGCUACAAAUUCUUGACUCAAUUCUAAAGUUCUUGGGUUUAGAAAUCAAGAUACUUUAUACCUCCCACCAAAGCACAUCAGAAAGGUAUGGACUCAAAACCCCAAAAGAGCUAACUGGAGGGCCCAAGCCCUGUAACAUGUCCAGGCGUGAGUUGGUGAGCUCUGCCACUUGCACACCAUCACAGGAAAUGGAGAGAUUAUUCAAAGGUAGCUAUUGAACAUUAGCACCAUAAUAAACAUGGCUCAUAUAGCUAAAAACUAUACUGUUUAUCCCACAAGAUAACAUUUAUAGCUCUAAUCUGAAAGAGCAACUUUUUAAUGUAUAAUAAAUGAUUUAGUACAGAAGAAGUCAGGUUUCUUAGGAGAAAAAUGUUAAACAAAAUACAAACUAAACAGCAUCCCAGAGGCAAUCUUAUUGUGCUAAAGCAUAUACAAAUUAAGGCUUUACCCUGGUACAUAACAAUUUUGAAAUUACGUGGGGACAUUCCCAACGAAUCAUUUACACGGAAUUCAAGCAAUCUGCUCAAGAACUGUGGGGCUCAGUUCAAACAAGUAUUAGGCAUCUUACAUUUAACUUCUGCACUUAGCUGCUAUGAGCGUCACUGUAACCUCACUUCCUGAAAUACCACCCAUGAUGUUACGAAUUCAAGCCAGUACAGGGGCAGGGUGUUAGAGAAUUUGGUUCACUAAUGAAAAAGCCUAAAAAUUAAAUAGAACAAGAGCCAAACAUGGGAAGUACUCCUGUUUUCCUUUAUUUGUGUGGUUUUAAGUACCCUUUUCGCUUACUAAGCUGAAUACAUUUCUCAAUAAAUAACUACCACUGGACAAAGGAUCUAAAGGUUGAGAUUUUAGUAAAUCAAGGUUUUAAGUUGGUACAAUGUUCCUACUAAGUUAUGUUUUAAUUAGAUCUUUCCAAUGUCAGGAGAAAAAUGAAAGACGAGGACUAAUAUGGUCCUAAAAAGAAAAUAAAGGUAAAAUAUUUCUAAAGCUGUAUAUUAAUUUAUGAAGAUUCUCCUCCCACUUUAUGCAUGUAUAGAUCUUGUUUUAGCCACUAUGUCAGAAGAAAAGUU
This is a messenger RNA of Physeter macrocephalus (sperm whale), 5537 nucleotides long. It is a transcript of the gene USP44, whose product is annotated as ubiquitin specific peptidase 44. Gene Ontology annotation, cellular component: cytoplasm. Gene Ontology annotation, biological process: protein deubiquitination. The record is from RefSeq and is a predicted model, not a curated record. Bases 71 to 2200 code for a protein of 709 amino acids. The transcript has 5 exons. Lineage: Eukaryota; Metazoa; Chordata; Mammalia; Artiodactyla; Physeteridae. Gene Ontology annotation, molecular function: cysteine-type deubiquitinase activity; zinc ion binding.